AUGGCUCUCGCACUUCUCGAACCACCAACAAACACCAAUCCCCAAACCGCCCUCUCCCUCUCUCAAAAAGCGCCCACAUACUACAAAUCGCAAGCCUCCUGGUCCCUCCCCUACCCACUCAGCCUCUUCGUCAACAACGAAUCGCAAGAGAAAUGGCAAGCCUACGAAAACAUCUUCCUCGCCUGUCUCCGAACCGGCGACAACCAAUCCGCGUACCUCUACCUCGAAGAACUCACCGACCGCUUCGGCAAGGACAACGAACGUGUCACCGCGCUGCGAGGACUCUAUGAAGAAGCCACGGCGAACAAUGACAAGGAGCUGGAGGAUGUGAUGAAGCAUUACGAGGAGAUUCUGAAGGAGGAUCCGAGUGUCUUUGCGAUUCGCAAGAGGAGGAUCGCGUUGCUGAGGUCUUUGGGCCGGACGGCGGAGGCGAUCAGUGCUCUUACGAAUCUUGUGGAUACUUCGCCGACGGAUGCUGAGGCGUGGUCGGAGUUGGCGGAUCUGUACCUCACUCAGGGUGCAUACGAUCAGGCGAUAUUCUCUCUGGAGGAAGUGUUGCUGGUCAUGCCCAAUGCUUGGAAUAUCCACGCCAAGCUCGGAGAGGUCAUUUACUUGUCUGCGAAUCACAAAGAUGCUGGUCCUGAGCAGCUCAAGGGUCUGUCGGAGAGCAUGCGCAGGUUCUGUCGGAGUAUUGAGCUUUGUGAUGACUACCUUCGUGGAUAUUAUGGCCUCAAGCUGACCACCAAUCGACUCCUGGACGCUCUUCAAUCUACGAAAAAGUCGCAACAGGUUGCUUCUGACCCAUUAGCAGGCGACUUAGCUCCUCCAUCCAUCGACGCAGUCAAGAAGCUCAACGAAGUCGCAACAGCCAAGCUCGCCGAAAUCGUUCGAAGAGGUACAGCCGGCGAGAAAGGCUGGGAUGGCUACAGCGCAUCUGAGUUGAUCGCUGCCCGCGAACUUCUGGACAGAGGCACCCAGCAAAUACAACGAUGA
This is a messenger RNA of Zasmidium cellare ATCC 36951, 993 nucleotides long. RefSeq lists its product as uncharacterized. Gene Ontology annotation, biological process: protein folding in endoplasmic reticulum. Gene Ontology annotation, cellular component: EMC complex. The coding region runs from base 1 to 993 and encodes 330 amino acids. The record is from RefSeq and is a predicted model, not a curated record. The transcript has 2 exons. Lineage: Eukaryota; Fungi; Ascomycota; Dothideomycetes; Mycosphaerellales; Mycosphaerellaceae. Gene Ontology annotation, molecular function: protein binding.